Molecule: messenger RNA, 1291 nt
Organism: Cimex lectularius (bed bug)
Lineage: Eukaryota; Metazoa; Arthropoda; Insecta; Hemiptera; Cimicidae
Exons: 9
Coding region: 79-1083 (334 amino acids)
Source: RefSeq, a predicted model, not a curated record
CCCGCUCUUGCUUCUUUCAGUCUUCCUGCUAUUGUUAGUCAGUGACAACAUCUUCAUUGGAUACAAUAGGACUCAGGCAUGAUACCCCAUUGGCUGCAGUACAUAGCUGUAUUAUGGGCUUCUUCACAGAUAUUCCAGGAAACAGGAGUUCAUGGACAUGGUAGACUGAUGGACCCACCAGCUCGGAACAGUAUGUGGAGGUUUGGUUUUCCAACACCAGUGAACUACAAUGACAAUGAGCUCUAUUGUGGUGGUUACGCAGUGCAGUGGGAGCAGAAUCAGGGGAAGUGUGGAAUUUGUGGAGAUGCUUACAGCAUUUCCGACCCACGUCCACAUGAAGCUGGUGGACAAUUUGCCAAAGGCAUAAUUGGAAGGAGAUACAGCUCUGGACAGGAAAUAGACGUAGAAGUGGAACUCACUGCAAAUCACUGGGGGAGAUUUGAAAUGUUCCUUUGCCCAAAUAACAAUCCAAAUUAUGAGGCAACACAAGAAUGUUUUGACAGGUAUCCAUUAUAUAUAUCAGGAACAAGAGAUGUCAGAUUCUUAAUUCCAGGAGAGGCGAAAAAGAAAGCUGUAUUCAGAUACAAAGUUAGGCUUCCUCCAUAUGUUACUUGCACUCAAUGUGUGCUUCAAUGGACAUAUUACACCGGAAACAUGUGGGGCAUAUGUGAUAACGGUACUGAAGCUGUUGGCUGCGGUAAGCCCGAAACCUUUAGAAACUGUGCUGAUAUUAGCAUAGUGACUAGCACAUCUGGUUUGCCACCUUCAUUUAUAGAAUUGCAGAAUCCAUUUUUGUUGUAUUUCAGGGAUUUCAGAUCACAAAAUUUAAUAACACCUUUAGUCAUAAGGGCCCAAGUUUGUAUUCCUAGAGGAAGGUACAAAUAUUUACCUGGCAUGUCAGAAUGGUGCCAAACUAAUUGUUUAAAGUAUCCGCCACAUUGUCCUGCUGAAUUGUGCCAUUGCCCGCAAGAAUGUGAUGCUAUAGGUGAACUUAAAGGAAGGUCAGGAGCGGAUGUUUACUGCCAAGACCAGUGCAUUAUCUAUCCUUCAAAAUGUCCAGAAAACCGGUGCAGAUGUUAUUAAUCCUUUGCAUUUCAAUUGCCCGACUUCACAUUUUUUCAACAUGUAUGAUUAAAGAACAAAAAUUAUAUUGCAACAUUGCUGCAAUUUCUGUUGGCAUAAAACUGUAAUAUAUUGAACAACCGUGCUGUGCCAAGGAAAUGGUCUAGAUCUGAAUUGUUUAAUCUGAUCCCAUUUGUGUGCUUUCAUUAAAAUUAAAAUUUUGUAAUUA